Molecule: messenger RNA, 3399 nt
Organism: Fundulus heteroclitus (mummichog)
Lineage: Eukaryota; Metazoa; Chordata; Actinopteri; Cyprinodontiformes; Fundulidae
Product: gastrula zinc finger protein XlCGF57.1-like
Exons: 3
Coding region: 461-2044 (527 amino acids)
Biological process (GO): regulation of transcription by RNA polymerase II
Molecular function (GO): RNA polymerase II cis-regulatory region sequence-specific DNA binding; DNA-binding transcription factor activity
Source: RefSeq, a predicted model, not a curated record
AGAGUAGGGAGGAGCAAGAUGGCGGCCAGUGACUUCAGUUUUUCGGAAAAAUCAGCUCAGUGACGAGCCUGCGCCCAACGACACAUUUGAUGUCUAUGGGUGGCGGUAUGCACCUGAAAGUCAAAGGUUGCAAUCUGCCAUUAAACAAAAAGAAGAAGAAGAAGAAGUGUUUCCAUUUGAAAUCUCCGCCUGAGACUUCCUGUGAACUACAAGGUGCUAGCAGCGUUAGCUUCCAGAGAGCGACUAACUGCUGAAUAAAUAUUCAGAACCAUCGUCCAGGAGGAGGAAGAGACCGAGCAUCAGCUCAGACUGCUGGAUAGCAGCUGGAGAACCCGAACCGGGUCAGAACCUCCAGACAUUUCACAGCCUCUUGUUCUCUUGGAAGGUUCUUGCUGAUCAAUAUGCCAGUGGCCAAGAGAGGAACUUCAUUAUUAACCUGAAAGAACCAAACACCAAAGACAUGAAAGAGGAAGAACCAGAACCUCAAGGAAUUAAAGAAGAACAGCUUGGACUGUGUAUCUUUCCAGAUGAAAAGCAACUUGUUAAGCAGGAGACAGAAACCUUUGUAGGGUUUUCUGCUUGUGACAAACUAUUUCAAGUUGAACCUGAACUGCAACAGAUGAACGUGACAAAGGAGGAACCAGAACCUGUACAAAUUAAAGAGGAACAUGGGGAUCUCUGGAGUAAUGAGGAUGAGGAGCAGCUUGUAGUGAAGCAGGAGGCUGGCACCUUUAAGGUGACUCCUCUGGAUUCAAAAAAUUACACGAAUGAACCAGAAGAGAAACCGUUUUCCUGUCCAACUUGUGCAAAAGAACUUUCCCAGAAAAGUAGCCUGAGUAUGCACAUAAGAAGUCAUAUGGAUGAGAAGCCGUUUUCCUGUCCAACAUGUGCAAAAGGGUAUAAUAGUAAAAGUAGCCUGAGUGAACCCAUAAGAACUGAUACAGGUGAGAAACUGUACGCUUGUAAAAUGUGUGAUAAAUCUUUCAUCUACCGUAGUCGUCUGGCUUGUCACAUGAAAACGCACACAGGCGAGAAGCCUUUCUCCUGUCCAACGUGUGCAAAAGGGUUUCCCCAUAAAGGUAGCCUGAGUACCCACAUGAAAACUCAUAUGGGCAACAAGCCAUACGCUUGUGAAAUGUGUGAUAAAACUUUCAUCUACCGCAGUAAACUGGCUAAUCACAUGAGAACCCACACAGGCGAUAAGCCAUUUUCCUGUCCAACAUGUGCAAAAGGGUUUUCCCAGAGAGGUAGCCUGAGUACCCACAUGAGAACCCAUACGGGCGACAAGCCAUACACUUGUGAAAUGUGUGAUAAAUCUUUCACCGUUUGUAGUUCUUUAGCUGAUCACAUGAGAACGCAUACUGGUCACAAGCCUUUUUCCUGUCCAACAUGUGCAAAAGGGUUUUCCCAGAGAGGUAGCCUGAGAACUCACAUGAGAACUCAUAUAGGCAACAAGCCAUACAGUUGUGAAAUGUGUGAUAAAUCUUUCAGCGUUGGUAGUUAUUUAGCUGAUCACAUGAGAAUCCACACAGGUGAGAAGCCUUUUUCCUGUCCAAUUUGUGCAAAAGGGUUUUCCUUUAAAGGUAACCUGAGUAUGCACAUAAGAACUCAUACAGGUGAGAAACUGUACGCUUGUAAAAUGUGUGAUAAAUCUUUCUACGAUGGUAGUCAUUUAGCUGUUCACAUGAGAACGCACACAGGUGAGAAGCCUUUUUCCUGUACAACUUGUGCAAAAGAGUUUUCCCAGAAAAGUAACCUGAUUACGCACAUAAGAACGCAUACAGGUGAGAAACCGUAUGCUUGUGAAAUGUGUGAUAAAUCCUUCAACGAUGGUAGUAAUUUAGCUAAUCACAUGAGAACGCACACAGGGGAGAAGCCUUUUUCCUGUCCAACUUGUGCAAAGGGGUUUUCCCAGAAAGGUAGCCUGAGAAUUCACAUGAGAACUCAUACGGACAAGAAGCCUUACACUUGUGAAAUGUGUAAUAAGUCUUUCAGCGUUGGUAGUAGUCUGGCUCGUCACAUGAGAACCCACUCAGAUCAGUAGCCUUUUUCCUGUCCAACUUGUGCAAAGUGGUUUUCCCAGAAGUGUAGCCUGUAUAAGCACAUAAGAACUCAGGUGAGAAACUAUAUGUUUGUACAAUGUGUGAUGAAUCUUUUAGUGAUUGUGGUAGUCCGACUUAUCACAUGAGAACGCACACAGGUCAGAAGCCUUAGCUUUGUAAACUCUGUGAUACAUCUUUUACUUCCUGUAGUAAUACGAUUAAACACAUGAGAACUCACAGUGAGAAGCUAUAUGCUUCUGAAGCGUGUGCUAAGUCUUUCAGAAACAGUUGUCAUCUGGCUGAUCACAUGCUGACCCACAGGCAAAAAGCCUUUUGCAGUGUGUGUAGAAAAUGCUUCUUCAAGCAAAGCAAUCCAAAUGUCCACAUGUGAAUCCAUAGUGAUGAGAGGCCUCACUCUUCAGAUAUAUAUUAAAACCAAUGAGUUUAAUCAUUAAAUCACAAGUUUACCUCUCUGCUUAAUCAUGGAUUGAUGGUGCCAUCUACUGAGUAAUUGAAUCAUUAUAAUGACUGUUAGAUUUCUAUAUCAGGUUUUAGUAGAUCAUUAAAAUAAUUGGCAAAAACAAGUGCAUGAAGAAAACCCCAGAUCCUGAUCGGUUUUCCUAUCUCUUUUAUGCUUUAGCACUUAAUUUGUGUUGGAGCCCGAGAUAAAAUGUUAUGGUUAUAAGAAAUUGAUGAACACCUUAUAUUUAAUGUUUCAGUCAAACAAAAUAUUAAACAUUUCGGAAUUCAUAUAAAGGAGAACGCUGAAGACCGGCAGAGUGGGUUGGAGAUUGUAACUGUGCGGUCUCUUCCUACUCUCCUCGAGAAUGAAACCAAACUAAUUGUCUUUGUGCCUUUCUUUCCCUGUUUGUAUGAUGUUCUAGGUGCAUAGACCUGACAAUAAGCUAUAGAUCUUGGACAGUGAGGUGAAGGGAAUUCGUAUUUUGUUUGCUUCCUUUUGUAUUCAAUUAGAAUUCCUAUUUAGAGCUUGAUGUGUUCUCAAUUUUUCUCCCUUAAUGUAAAUUAGUUAUGAUCAGAACUUAACUGCAUUGUCUAUGUGGUUUGUGAUUGUACUGUUUAGUAAACCCUCUAUUGUCUUAAUGGUCUGAUCAGCCACACCUGUGUGUGGCACUUUGUCGGGUCGGUUAUGUCUUUUUUAGCAGUUAUUUGGUUUGUUUAGUUCACAGAUUUUGCCUGAGUUAUAUUCUAUUACCUCUUUUAUGAGUUCAUAAAAAGUUCAUACGGAGUGAAUUUUGUUCAAUUAUUAUUGCAAUCAAAGAACAUGUUUUAGAAAUGCAAAUUUAUAAAAAAUGUAAUCCAGAAAUUAAACUCUGAAAUUUUUUUAAUCAAAAAAACA